This is a messenger RNA of Rhagoletis pomonella (apple maggot), 3465 nucleotides long. RefSeq names its product diacylglycerol kinase 1 (gene Dgk). Gene Ontology annotation, biological process: intracellular signal transduction; lipid phosphorylation; diacylglycerol metabolic process. The record is from RefSeq and is a predicted model, not a curated record. Gene Ontology annotation, molecular function: calcium ion binding; ATP-dependent diacylglycerol kinase activity. Gene Ontology annotation, cellular component: plasma membrane. Lineage: Eukaryota; Metazoa; Arthropoda; Insecta; Diptera; Tephritidae.
UCAUGUUUCGAUUGUACGAUACCGAUGGCAAUGGCGUCCUGGAUACCGCCGAAAUGGAUGCGAUUGUUAAUCAAAUGAUGGCUGUUGCCGAAUAUCUUGGCUGGGAUGUUAGCGAAUUGCGACCGAUUCUGCAAGACAUGAUGGUGGAAAUUGACUACGAUGCCGAUGGUACAGUUUCCCUAGAAGAAUGGCAACGCGGCGGCUUGACAACAAUACCCCUGCUGGUAUUGCUGGGCGUUGACAAUACAGCACUGAAGGAGGAUGGCAUCCAUGUGUGGCGCUUAAAACAUUUCAGCAAACCGGCAUACUGUAAUCUCUGCCUGAAUAUGUUGGUUGGCCUUGGCAAGAAGGGUCUCUGUUGUGUGUUAUGCAAAUAUACGGUACAUGAACGUUGCGUGCAACAUGCGCCCGCCUCCUGCAUCACCACCUACGUCAAAUCGAAGAAGGCCAAAGGUGGCGGCGAUCUGCUACAUCACUGGGUCGAAGGUAACUGUUACGGUCGCUGCUCCAAGUGCCGCAAACGCAUCAAGGCAUAUCACGGCAUCACCGGGCUGACAUGUCGUUGGUGUCACAUGAUGCUUCAUAAUCGCUGCGCCUCCUCGGUGAAAAAGGAAUGCACACUCGGCGAGUAUGCGGAUUUAAUUGUACCUCCAACGGCCAUCUGUCCGGCAGUCUUGGAUCGCCAGCGCUCAGUAAAUCAAGCCAGCAAAAAAUCAAAUCAAAUCCAUCAGGCCACACACUUUCAAAUUACCCCGCCCAACGAAAGUAGCUGUCCGCUGUUGGUGUUCGUCAAUCCGAAAAGCGGCGGCCGGCAAGGUGAUCGCAUAUUGCGGAAAUUCCAAUAUAUGCUCAAUCCGAGGCAAGUUUAUGAUCUAUCCAAGGGUGGACCGAAGGAAGGUUUAACGCUUUUCAAGGAUUUACCAAAUUUCAAAGUGAUUUGUUGCGGUGGUGACGGCACAGUCGGUUGGGUACUGGAGGCGAUGGAUUCCAUUGAACUUGCCACACAACCAGCCAUUGGUGUCAUACCGCUGGGCACUGGUAACGACUUGGCGCGCUGCUUACGCUGGGGUGGUGGCUAUGAGGGCGAAAAUAUCCCUAAGCUAAUGGAGAAGAUUAAGCGGUCAUCGAUUGUGAUGUUAGAUCGUUGGAGUAUCGAGGUGACGAAUGCGGUGCCUGUGGAGGAGGUACUUCGACCAAAGGUCACGCUUCACUCGAAUAUGCAGAAAGUGAUUGAGCUAUCACAAAGUGUUGUGGUCGAGAAGGCGCUUUUCGAAAAAUUCGAGGAGAUUCAUCGCAGCACCAGCGUUUGUACGAAUAUAUGCAGCACCAGGCAUGAGCACAUGUCCACAAUGGCGUCAACAUCAUCUAUGAGUUCGUCGAUUACCACAGCCACUGAAUAUGCCACAGAGGCGGCGACGACGACGACGGGCGGCUGCGGUGACGGCGCUGGAGUUGGUGCUGAUGCUGGCGAUGAGAGCAACGGUGGCACUGGGCGCGCAACCAAAAGCAUAUCAAUGUCGACAUUCGAAACGAAACGCAUACUCGCCACACUCAGUAAUAGCAGCAGCAGUUGCAGCAGCGCCAGCACGAUUAUUAAACAACAACAGCAGCAGCAGCAGGAACGACAGAGUGAAAAUCACGAAAAAUCGCAAUCAGAAGACCUGCAAUCACCUGGCAUACCACAAAUGCCGGAAGCGGCUAAAAGUGAUGGUGUUAGUGCAGCUGCUGGUAAUGAUGAUGAUAAUAAUGGCGAUAAAAAUAACAAUAACAGUGCCAAUAACAAUGAAAAUAACAGCGAUAAAAGCAACAAUAGUGUUGUGGCAUUCGAUGAGCUCAAUUCAAUGCAUGCAACCGAUGCGCCAACAGACAUUCCAAACAACGCUGAAAAUGUGCAGAAAGACCAAAGCGUGUUGGCGGCAGAGCAAGCAGCAGCUAGUGGGCAGCAACAGCAACAAUUACAAAGACCAGCAAGCAGCAAAAGCAUAUCAAUACCGGUAGAUGGCACUGCACACUGCACAUCAGCCCCCCCAGAAGCUACCAGCAGCAGUAGCAUCAGCAUCAGCGCCACUGCCAAUACUCACACAAACCCUACUAGUUACAUUAGCAACGAUGAUGAGUGUUCAGCUGUAGCCGCAGCAACGGCAGCCACAGCCGCGGCCACCACAGCUAUAGUGCCAACAACGCCUUCAUCCCCUACAACGCCAUUGUUGCCCCUUCUGUGUUCUCACACGCAUUCACCCGCUGCCAAAGAGGCGGAUGAGGCUGUUGCAGCGCCUCUAUCUCCAACAGCAUUUGCAGAUCCUGCAACAACGACGGACGGCGCAUCAGCAGCUAAAAGUCAGGCAUCGACUUGUUUGCCGAAGCAAAUCAAAGUGCAGCCGGAAAAAGAUUGCACAGUGCCCUACAACAUCAUCAACAACUACUUUUCGGUUGGUGUGGAUGCAGCAAUUUGUGUCAAGUUUCACUUGGAGCGCGAGAAGAAUCCACACAAAUUCAACAGUCGCAUGAAAAAUAAGCUGUGGUAUUUUGAAUAUGCCACUUCGGAAACAUUUGCUGCAUCAUGCAAGAAUCUUCAUGAGAACAUAGAAAUUGUGUGCGAUGGCGUUUCCUUAAAUUUGGCAAAUGGACCACAUCUACAGGGUGUCGCUCUACUAAACAUUCCUUACACUCAUGGCGGCUCGAACUUGUGGGGUGAACAUCUUUCGCAAAAGCGAAUGCGCAAAAGUGCUGGUCCAUUUCGAAAAGGCAAGAAACUGAAAUCCUCGGAUAAGGAACUUUCAGCGACAAGUUUCACAUCUGUCGAUUUGUCAGUUGCAACUCAAGAUUUCGGUGAUCGCCUAAUUGAGGUUAUAGGUCUGGAAAAUUGUCUGCACAUGGGGCAAGUGCGUACCGGUCUUCGUGCCUCUGGUCGACGCUUGGCGCAAUGUUGUGAAGUAAUUAUUAAGACGAAGAAAACAUUUCCUAUGCAAAUUGAUGGCGAACCAUGGAUGCAAGUACCUUGCACGAUUAAAGUCACUCAUAAGAAUCAAGUUCCUAUGCUAAUGGCGCCACGUUCCGAAAAAGGUAGAGGCUUCUUCAAUUUACUUUGCAGCUGAUUUCGGCGGAGCGUAUCCGCUAGUAGUUCCAUAGGGGCAUCACUAACGGAACGACACCAACAACAACACAAAGAAACCACCGUCCAACACAUAGAAUAGCUUUAAUUUUAGCAACAUACAUACAUACAUACAUACCACAACAAGUCCAAAAAUCGCAAAACGGAAAACGGAAGUGGAGAAAUAUUUAAAUGAAUAAAAUGAAGAGAAACUAUUUUACGCAUACAUAUACACACAUACAUAUAAUACAAGGAAAAAAAACAAAAACAAUUGUAAACCUGUUAUGCAGUUUAGAAAUAGAAACUUCUGCAGUGAGAAGAGAAUUUUUAUCAUAGAAAAUUGAGAAGCGAAAAAAUACAAAUUUUAAUGCAUU